Daldinia childiae is the source of this 372-nucleotide messenger RNA. Its product is annotated as V-type proton ATPase subunit F. Gene Ontology annotation, molecular function: proton-transporting ATPase activity, rotational mechanism. The transcript is spliced from 3 exons. Lineage: Eukaryota; Fungi; Ascomycota; Sordariomycetes; Xylariales; Hypoxylaceae. The coding region runs from base 1 to 372 and encodes 123 amino acids. The record is from RefSeq and is a predicted model, not a curated record. Gene Ontology annotation, cellular component: proton-transporting V-type ATPase, V1 domain; fungal-type vacuole membrane. Gene Ontology annotation, biological process: proton transmembrane transport.
AUGGCGUCUCAUGCGGACUACAAGGACAGACAGUUCUUAGCUGUAAUUGGAGACGAGGACUCAGUCACAGGCUUGCUAUUAGCAGGAAUAGGUCAUGUCACGAACCCUCCGGACUCCCAGAAGAACUUCCUAGUUGUCGACAACAAGACAGAGACAUCAGCUAUCGAAGCUGCCUUUGAGUCAUUUACGACAGAGCGUAAAGACAUCGGUAUCGUAUUGAUUAACCAGCAUAUCGCCGACAAGAUCAGAUAUCGAAUUGAUACCUACACAUCUGCCUUUCCUACCAUACUCGAAAUCCCCAGCAAAGAACAUCCGUAUGACCCUGAGAAGGACAGCGUGCUAAGAAGGGUGCGACGUCUCUUUGGAGAGUAA